Messenger RNA from Puntigrus tetrazona (Sumatra barb), 1032 nucleotides. Its product is annotated as splicing factor U2af large subunit B-like. NCBI's taxonomy places the organism in Eukaryota, Metazoa, Chordata, Actinopteri, Cypriniformes, Cyprinidae. The record is from RefSeq and is a predicted model, not a curated record. The coding region runs from base 137 to 532 and encodes 131 amino acids. The transcript has 4 exons.
UUGCGUCACGCUAAUUAAUAUUAAUGAGGCAGAAAGAGCAGCUGUUUUUUAAGCUCUGGGUGGAUCCCGGUAGAAACCCUGAUGUUGAUGAUAAAUAGUGCUGUCAACUCGAUCAGAUCACAUUCACUGCUUCAUCAUGGACUUCGAUCUGGGUUCAGCUGUUGGAGACGAGGUGAAGAAGCAGGAGGGCAACGAGGUGGAGGGCAUCUUUGGGUUUGGAAAAAAGGAUAAAGAUAAAGACAAAGGCAAAGAAGAAAAAGACAAAGAGCCUAAAGACAAGGACAAGCCAAAGACUGAUUGCAAAGAAGCGGAUAAGGACAAGGACAAGUGCAAAGACAAAGACAAGGACAAGUGCAAAGACAAGGAAAGGAAGAGGGAUAAAGAGCACAAAAAGGGGCACGGUCAUGAUCACGGACAUGGACAUGAUCACGGUCACGGUCACGGUCAUGGACAUGGACACGGACACGGACACGGACACGGACACGGCCGUGGACGCGGACACAGGUCCUCUUCAUCCAGCGAUGAGGACUAAAGCUGAAGACAUGCGGGGCACGUUGUCACACGGGGGACAUGUCCUGAAGGAUUUAUGUUUGUAGUAACUGGGAGGUUUUGAGUCAAAAAUUUAGCAAUGCUUUUUAUACGUUUGUCUUAAAUUAGCAUAAUUGUGUCCCACAAACUAAAAGUUUCGCUGCUGUUAUAUUUGUACACAUAGGUGCGAGCCGUCGCGUGAGUCCAGUGUGUACUGUAUGUUCAGUAUCUAUUAAAAUCUUGUGGUUUUUUUACAGUUAAGGUCGUUGCAUAUAGCAUCUGAUACAUCUGAAACACUACGUCGUGGAAAACUGGACUGAUUUUAUGUGUGUCACAUUGCAAAUAAUGUUUGCUUCCUUAAAACGGUUCCUAAAGUGAUUUGUCCUAUAUACCGCUACAGGUCAACACGUCCGCUGAACAAGCUUUAGUGGAAUAAAUGUUUAUAAUGAUAGAGGAUUGUGACUAUUGAAAGAGUGGCAGAAUAAACUCACAGUGAGAAACUUA